GGAGGCGGGCUUUGGCUUCUUGCCCUAGGGAGCGAGUCCGUUGCGAGUGGGAGCUAUACCCCCCCGAGCCCGAGUGUCUGGGUUCCCGGCGAGGCCUAGCUGCCCAUCCCGCCUCCCAUGAGCUCGUCGUACAGCGAGCAGCGCCGUCGUUAGGCCGACCCGGUAACUCUGCUUCCCCGGGAAGGGCCUCACGUCUCUCGGGGAGGGGCCAGCGUGCCGAGGCGCCUUUAGUCAGCGUCGCGCUGCGACCCUGGAAGCAGGCGCCGCCGCCAACGCGAGGAGGAGCCCCGGCCGCGGGCCGCAGCAGCCACAGCGCCAGCGGGCGGGAUCGAGGCCGGCAACAUGGCGAGCGCCUCGUACCACAUUUCCAAUUUGCUGGAAAAAAUGACAUCCAGCGACAAGGACUUUAGGUUUAUGGCUACAAAUGAUUUGAUGACAGAACUGCAGAAAGAUUCUAUCAAGUUGGAUGAUGAUAGUGAAAGGAAGGUGGUGAAAAUGAUUUUGAAGUUGCUAGAAGAUAAAAAUGGUGAGGUACAAAACUUAGCUGUAAAAUGUCUUGGUCCUUUAGUGAGUAAAGUGAAAGAAUACCAAGUAGAGACAAUUGUAGAUACCCUCUGCACAAACAUGCUUUCUGAUAAAGAGCAGCUUCGAGAUAUUUCAAGUAUUGGCCUUAAAACAGUAAUUGGAGAACUUCCUCCAGCUUCCAGUGGCUCUGCAUUAGCUGCUAAUGUAUGUAAAAAGAUUACUGGGCGCCUUACUAGUGCAAUAGCAAAGCAGGAGGAUGUCUCUGUUCAGCUCGAAGCCUUGGAUAUCAUGGCUGAUAUGUUGAGCAGGCAAGGAGGACUUCUUGUUAAUUUUCAUCCUUCAAUUCUGACCUGUCUACUCCCCCAGUUGACCAGUCCUAGACUUGCAGUGAGGAAAAGAACCAUCAUUGCUCUUGGCCAUCUGGUUAUGAGCUGUGGAAAUAUAGUUUUUGUAGACCUUAUUGAACAUCUGUUGUCAGAAUUGUCAAAAAAUGACUCCAUGUCAACAACAAGAACCUAUAUACAGUGUAUCGCUGCUAUUAGUAGGCAAGCUGGUCACAGAAUAGGUGAAUACCUUGAGAAGAUAAUUCCUUUGGUGGUAAAAUUUUGUAAUGUAGAUGAUGAUGAAUUAAGAGAAUACUGCAUUCAAGCCUUUGAAUCAUUUGUGAGGAGAUGUCCUAAGGAAGUUUAUCCUCAUGUUUCUACCAUUAUAAACAUUUGCCUAAAAUAUCUUACCUAUGAUCCAAAUUACAAUUAUGAUGAUGAAGAUGAAGAUGAAAAUGCUAUGGAUGCUGAUGGUGGAGAUGAUGAUGAUCAAGGGAGUGAUGAUGAAUACAGUGAUGAUGAUGACAUGAGUUGGAAAGUGAGACGCGCAGCUGCUAAGUGCCUGGAUGCGGUAGUUAGCACAAGGCAUGAAAUGCUUCCAGAAUUCUACAAGACCGUCUCUCCUGCACUGAUAUCCAGAUUUAAAGAGCGUGAAGAGAAUGUAAAGGCAGAUGUUUUUCAUGCAUACCUUUCUCUUUUGAAGCAAACUCGUCCUGUGCAGAGUUGGCUGUGUGACCCUGAUGCAAUGGAACAGGGAGAAACACCUUUAACAAUGCUUCAGAGUCAGGUUCCCAACAUUGUUAAAGCUCUGCAUAAACAGAUGAAAGAAAAGAGUGUGAAGACCCGACAGUGUUGUUUUAACAUGUUAACUGAACUGGUAAAUGUAUUACCUGGAGCGUUAACACAACACAUUCCUGUACUUGUACCAGGAAUUAUUUUCUCGCUGAAUGAUAAAUCCAGCUCAUCGAAUUUGAAGAUUGAUGCAUUAUCGUGUCUGUAUGUAAUCCUCUGUAACCACUCUCCUCAAGUUUUCCAUCCUCACGUUCAGGCUUUGGUGCCUCCAGUGGUGGCCUGCGUUGGAGACCCAUUUUACAAGAUUACAUCAGAAGCACUUCUUGUUACUCAGCAGCUUGUCAAAGUAAUCCGUCCUUUAGAUCAGCCUUCCUCAUUUGAUGCCGCUCCUUACAUCAAAGAUCUAUUUACUUGUACAAUUAAGAGGUUAAAAGCAGCUGAUAUUGAUCAGGAAGUCAAAGAAAGGGCUAUUUCGUGUAUGGGACAAAUUAUUUGCAACCUUGGAGACAAUUUGGGUCCUGACCUAUCAAAUACACUUCAGAUUUUCCUGGAGAGACUAAAGAAUGAAAUUACCCGGUUAACUACAGUGAAGGCAUUGACACUGAUUGCUGGGUCACCUUUGAAGAUAGAUUUGAGGCCUGUCCUGGGAGAAGGAGUUCCUAUCCUUGCUUCAUUUCUUAGGAAAAAUCAGAGAGCUUUGAAACUGGGUACCCUUUCUGCCCUAGAUAUUCUAAUUAAAAACUAUAGUGACAGCUUGACAGCUGCCAUGAUUGAUGCAGUUCUAGAUGAGCUUCCUCCUCUUAUUAGCGAAAGUGAUAUGCAUGUUUCACAGAUGGCUAUCAGUUUUCUUACUACACUGGCAAAAGUAUAUCCCUCCUCCCUUUCAAAGAUAAGUGGAUCCAUUCUCAAUGAACUGAUUGGACUUGUGCGAUCACCCUUAUUGCAGGGAGGAGCUCUUAGUGCCAUGCUAGACUUUUUCCAAGCUCUGGUUGUCACUGGAACAAAUAAUCUAGGAUACAUGGAUUUGUUGCGCAUGCUGACUGGUCCAGUUUACUCUCAGAACACGGCCCUUACUCAUAAGCAGUCUUACUAUUCCAUUGCCAAAUGUGUAGCUGCCCUAACUCGAGCGUGCCCUAAAGAGGGACCGGCUGUAGUAGGUCAGUUUAUUCAAGAUGUCAAGAACUCAAGGUCUACAGAUUCCAUUCGUCUCUUAGCUCUCCUUUCUCUCGGAGAAGUUGGACAUCAUAUUGACUUGAGUGGGCAAUUGGAGUUAAAAUCUGUAAUAUUAGAAGCUUUCUCAUCUCCUAGUGAAGAAGUGAAAUCAGCUGCAUCCUAUGCACUAGGCAGCAUUAGUGUGGGCAACCUUCCUGAGUAUCUGCCAUUUGUUCUACAAGAAAUAACCAGUCAACCCAAAAGGCAGUAUCUUCUGCUUCAUUCUUUGAAGGAAAUUAUUAGCUCUGCGUCAGUGGUGGGCCUUAAACCAUACGUUGAAAACAUCUGGGCUUUGCUGCUAAAGCACUGUGAGUGUGCAGAGGAAGGCACCAGAAACGUUGUUGCUGAAUGUCUAGGAAAACUCACUCUUAUAGAUCCAGAAACUCUCCUUCCACGCCUUAAGGGGUAUUUAAUAUCAGGCUCAUCAUAUGCGAGAAGCUCAGUGGUUACAGCUGUGAAGUUUACUAUUUCUGAUCAUCCUCAACCUAUUGAUCCAUUGUUAAAGAACUGCAUAGGUGAUUUCCUAAAAACCUUGGAAGACCCAGAUUUGAAUGUAAGAAGAGUAGCCUUGGUCACAUUCAAUUCUGCAGCCCACAACAAACCAUCACUAAUAAGGGAUCUCUUGGAUUCUGUUCUUCCACAUCUUUACAAUGAAACAAAAGUUAGGAAGGAACUUAUAAGAGAGGUAGAAAUGGGUCCAUUUAAACACACAGUUGACGACGGUCUAGAUAUUAGAAAGGCAGCUUUUGAGUGUAUGUAUACACUUCUAGACAGUUGUCUUGAUAGACUAGAUAUCUUCGAAUUUCUAAAUCAUGUUGAAGAUGGUUUGAAGGACCAUUAUGAUAUUAAGAUGCUAACAUUUUUAAUGUUAGUGCGACUUUCUACCCUUUGUCCAAGUGCAGUACUCCAAAGGUUGGACCGACUUGUUGAACCACUACGUGCUACAUGUACAACUAAGGUCAAGGCAAACUCAGUAAAGCAAGAGUUUGAAAAGCAAGAUGAGUUAAAGCGAUCUGCCAUGAGGGCAGUAGCAGCGCUGCUGACCAUUCCAGAAGCAGAGAAGAGUCCACUCAUGAGUGAAUUCCAGUCACAGAUCAGUUCUAACCCUGAACUGGCAGCCAUCUUUGAAAGUAUCCAAAAAGAUUCAUCAUCCACGAAUCUGGAAUCGAUGGACACUAGUUAGAUGCUUGUUCAACAUGGGGACCAUUCCAUUUGACCUACAAUGCACUGAAUUGACAACUUAAUCAUAAGACAUGGGAAGAGAAAGUGUCUAAAAGCUUCAGAAUGUUCCACUUUUUUUUCCUUCAUGGAGUUUGUUCAGCUUUCUUCCAAUGUUGUUUUGUAGCAUUUACUUCAGAAAUCUGUAUUUCCAUAAUCCAAAGUUGUAAAACCACUAAUGUUCUAGUGGUUAGUGCAACAUUUAAAAUGGAAACUAAGUUAGGAUUUAUGGAAUGUGGAGCUAGGGUCCAGUAUCUGUUUGCCCUAUAAUGUGUAGGAUUAAAAUGUUAAAAUUUUGUGACCAUGAAUUUCUUUGUUUUAUAAAUUUUCUCAUUUCAAAAUCAAAAUUUCUGCAAGACAAAACCAUGUUUUCUUGUAUAACUCUUUCGGCAACAUAAAUUGAUUUUUAACUGGCAGAGAACAUCCAUAUAAGACUUGUUACAUUUUAGGGGGAUUGGCAGUUUAACAAAGAUAGUAUGAACAGUUGUAUUCCUAUUGCACACACUAAUUUUGCAUGAACAGGUUUAUAAAUACGUAUUGUCUAUAAAACAGCAUGUGUAGAUUAUUAAUAAUACAUCUUAAAAUAAGUAUUAAUGCAAUUUUCAGGCAUUUAUUUUUUGCACAGGAAGCACAUUAUCGAUAUGGUGAGAGGAGGCACAUUAUCGAUAUGGUGAGAGGAGUAAAUUUUUGAAGCUGGUUUUCUUACUGCCAAUGCUUAUUUGCCAGUGUUUUCAAGUCACAGUAGCAAUUCAAGUCACAGUAACAAUUUGCGACUUUUUUCUAUUAUAAAUUGUCUCAACACAUUUAAAUACUUAGUUUUUCUCAGCUACAUGUUUGUGUGCGUGUAUCUCUACCUGGAAGUUCUCAGAGCCAGACUUUAUUCAUUCCUGUUGGAUGUCUGCAUUUAUUAUUGAAGGAUAAAAAUUUUAUCUAUGCUUUGAAUUUUGUUAUUAGGAAGUUUCUGACACCAGCUAUCACAGGUUUGUUAGCUAAUAUUUUCUUUAGUUGAAAUAGAUUUUCUCCAUGUGUGUAGAGUUAAUUUACGUAUUGUAUUUGGUAAGUGUUAACUAGGUUCCUGAUCAAGGGAUCUGUGCUGGGGGAGAAAAGCUUUUGCAGUUACCUUCUGUUGUGGUUGAAAUUUUAUCUGACAUUCAUUCAGUGAGCUCAUUUCACACUGUAGACUCUUCCCUCAAAUUCGUGGUGCUCCUGUAACCAGAAGAACUAUUCUGAAAUAAAAGACAUCUCCUAUGCUGUGCAAAAUAGUUUACAUGUAUUGAAGGAGGCAGUUAACUUGAGUGACCAUUUUCAAGUAAUCAGAUAUUUGAAAACUGCAUCCUUAUAUUUCAAACUGUGAAUUAGAAGUACUUUUCCUGCUGUAGUACUUACGUACUAUAACAAUCAAAUAUGCAGUGGUUUUAGUUGAUAACAUAUUGUGGUUAGUAUAUUAACAGCUUGAUUUUGAAUGUUCAGAUGACAAUUCAGAACACAGUGCUACUAGUGAGGACUUGACAUGGAACAUUAGAUGAGGUUUCUGCCGUAUUAGAAUAUGGCAGAUAAUUUUACACCGUAAUUUGCAUAAAGGUAUAAUAGGAAUUUAUUUUGAGGUGUUAGUUUAUUGUGUACUGUGUAUUACCAUGGUAUAAGUUGUGGAUAUAGUUAAGUUUUGGUUACAUGGUUUCACAAUAAAUCUCAAUACUGUAGGCUCUUGGACUGAAUAGGAGACUUUUGACAGGCAUAUGUUUUGUGAAUGACUUGGUUAAUUACCCACGGUGAAACCCAGAUGUUUUGAUUAGAUUUUUCCUUAGUUUGUUUUUAACUUCAGGAUGCGUACUCUUUAAGUCUUUCAAAUUGGCUCAUUUUCCUGAAUAGCUAAAUUCUUGUAGUACUGAAGAAAAAUACUACUUCUAACGGUUUUAGUGUUAAUUUGCCUAUACAUACACAACAAAAUUGAUGUCAGAAGGAUGAUGGGGGUUGGGGAGGCGUUAAAUGCUGAGUCAUACUAGUUCAGUUACUACUUCUAGUAAUACUGUGGUUCAGAUAUUGGAGUGGAGGUAGCAAGGUGAAGAGUCCAGGCACACUACCUGCCACUCAUAAUGCUGACUAGAGAAGGUAGGAGCUUCUCCGCGUAGAGGUUCCUACAAGUCCGUAGGAAGAGCAAGCUGUUUGCCAGUUUUAACACAUUUAAAUUAGUUUAGUGUUAUUUGGAUUUUUCUUUACUUUUUGAUCUUUUUGAGACAGGUUCUCACUGUAGCCCCAGCUGGCCUGGAACUCACUAUGUAGACUAGGCUGGCCUUGAACUCAAAGAGAUCUGCCUGCCUCUGCUUCCUGAGUGCUGGGAUUAAAGGCAAUCUGGAUUUUAAAAAAGAAAACCCAGUAUGGAUUGAGUUUUGAGUUUAUGUUGUCAUGCAUGUAAAACUUAGGAAGAAAGGAAAUUUGGUUUAGUAGAGCCUUAACCUAAGAAGUUACUUAUAAUGUCAGUAAAAUUGAAUGAUACUAUUUAAUCAUAUAUUUUAUUAAUGAUAUCUGAAACUUGCUUAACUAUUAGAAGUUAGAAUUCUUAAAAGGUUGGAAUAUGGUGACUUGUUUAAAAAUUUUGUAUAUUUACAUAAUUUUUAUUUAGUUGUAAUUUAACAGCCAAAUUAGUCCUUUUUAUCUAUACAUUUCUUGGAUAAACAGAUAACACGGGUAUAUAUAAUUAACCACCUCUAGAGAAUGUUUUGAUGUUUUUCUAUCUAGCUCAGCUUCAGACAUGAAGUCAUGAUUGAAGUUCAAAAUGCUGAAGUAUGUAAAACCUUCAGCUUUGGGAGAAUUCAUUUAACUUGUUUGUAAGUCCUUAGAAUGUCAUGCAUUCCGUUACAUGACAGUGUAUGGUGAUGUUUUGUAAUUGAAGUAAUAUUUUUUUGCCCAUAUUAACUUUCACUGCAAAUUUUCAGGAAAGGGAGGAUCAUGAGUUCAAGGCCAGCUUGGGCUACAUAGUGAGAUUCUCAAAAAAACGGGAUGAAAAAUAUAAUUUGUCAAAUUAAUUUCUGAUAUUUGGAUAUGAAAGUUAAAAUUUUCAAAAAGUAAAAUCUGAAUUCCAACUCAUGUUUUAAAUUGUAUCUUAAUUUUCAAGCUGUUCCUACCCUGAUUCAUACCUUUUUUUGAAAUCUUGUUUAAUCUCCUAUGGAAUGGAAAAUUGACAUGAUGAUAACAGGUCAUUUACUGUUUGGAAAAAAAGCUACAUUAUUCUUAUUUUACCUGACUUUUCAGUUGCCUAAAAUUCCUUUGUACUUGUGGUUGUAAAAAUGGAAGAGAAUGGAAGUAUUUGGCCACCAGCUAUUAAAAGCUCACCAGAUAAAGCUGUUAAGAAAAACAAAAUGAAAUCAUAUAUUCUUCCUUUCCAAUACAGUAAGUUGCUUUUUUUACUAUUAAUGCUAAUAAAGAUUUUGUGAAGACCUGUACUGUGGUUUAGGGCAUAGGGCAUAGGGCAUACUGAAAGGAAUAUGUUUUUUCUGUUUAUGUUAGAAAGCUAUCU
Nannospalax galili (Upper Galilee mountains blind mole rat) is the source of this 7584-nucleotide messenger RNA. It is a transcript of the gene Cand1, whose product is annotated as cullin associated and neddylation dissociated 1. Gene Ontology annotation, biological process: protein ubiquitination; SCF complex assembly. NCBI's taxonomy places the organism in Eukaryota, Metazoa, Chordata, Mammalia, Rodentia, Spalacidae. The transcript is spliced from 15 exons. Bases 343 to 4035 code for a protein of 1230 amino acids. The record is from RefSeq and is a predicted model, not a curated record. Gene Ontology annotation, cellular component: nucleus.